This is a messenger RNA of Camelina sativa (false flax), 2029 nucleotides long. RefSeq names its product protein Brevis radix-like 2. The record is from RefSeq and is a predicted model, not a curated record. Lineage: Eukaryota; Viridiplantae; Streptophyta; Magnoliopsida; Brassicales; Brassicaceae.
CAAAUAAAAAGAAAAGAAGAAGAAGAAAGAGUAUAGAGAGCUUUUAUAUAGGAAGGAACACAAUACAACACUUGUGCGCAAACUUUCACAGUGUCCGACGAUCUCAACUCAAAGCCCAAAUAUCAAAGUUCCUCUCUCUCUCUCAAACUCUCUUUUUUAUUUUUCUCUCUCUCACUCUCUCUCUCUCUCUUUAAAAAUCGUAGCUUUAUUGCAUUUUGCUUCUGCAUUCGGCUUUGGAUAUCAUAAAGUGUGAAGAUUUAAGAGUGUCUCUCACUCAAUCUCUCUGUUAAGAGCUUCAACCUGCAAGGAACAGCAGACCCACCAGAGAGAGUUUUAUUUUUAAUUUUUUUUACAAAAAGGAAGAGUUUUUAAUGCGAAAUCGUUUUCUAGGUCUGAUCUGCAGAUCCUGUUACCCUAAUUUCCCGCUGCUGUUACGGUCUCUUCCUUCUCUUGCCGUCAUUUGAACUGACCUCUACUUCAAUGGUCGAGUUUUAUUUCUGAGAAUCUCUGUGAGAAGGAAAGCAAUCAAAUUUAGCCUUUUGUAGGUAGAAGCCAAGUGCGUUUACUACUGUAUCGCAUAAAGGUUGUAAUUUGAAACUUUGUGGAGGGUGAGAGAGAGAGAUGCUGACAUGCAUAGCUUGUUCGAAGCAGCUAAACAAUGGUGGAUCUAAGAAACAAGAGGAAGAUGAUGAAGAAGAAGAAGACAGAGUCAGGUCUAAGCAACCUAUUAAGUUCCUGACGUCACAGAUAAAAGACAUGGCAGUAAAAGCAUCAGGUGCUUAUAAAAGCUGCAAACCGUGUUCAGGGUCGUCAAACCAGAAUAAGAACGGAAACUACGCUGAUUCGGAUGCUGCUUCGAAUUCUGGGAGGUUUCGUUAUGCGUAUAAGAGAGCAGGGAGUGGAAGCUCAACACCGAAAAUUUUGGGGAAGGAAAUGGAGUCAAGGUUGAAAGGGUUUGUGAGUGGAGAAGCAACACCUGAAUCCAUGAGUGGUAGGACAGAGUCCACAGUGUUCAUGGAGGAAGAAGAUGAGCUUAAGGAAUGGGUUGCUCAAGUUGAGCCUGGUGUCCUCAUCACAUUUGUAUCAUUGCCUGAAGGAGGGAAUGAUAUGAAGCGGAUUCGGUUCAGCCGUGAAAUGUUCGAUAAAUGGCAAGCUCAAAAGUGGUGGGCAGAGAAUUUCGACAAGGUAAUGGAGUUAUACAAUGUGCAGCAGUUCAAUCAGCAAAGUGUCCCACUUCCAACUCCUCCCAGAUCCGAAGAUGAGAGCUCACGAGUUCCGUCUAGCAAGAAUGAUCCAGCAACUCCACCGCUGAACAAAGAAAGCUCUCGAGGAAAAGGAUACGCUUCUUCUGGCUCACUCACUCACCAACCAACACCCCAAACACGAAGUCGAGACCAUGAUUCAUCUGGUCUUGCUACAACGCCAAAACUCUCUAGCAUAAGUGGGACUAAAACCGAAACAUCAUCGGUUGAUGAGUCUGCAAGAAGUAGCUCAUCAAGGGAAGGGGAAGAAGAAGAAGAAGAAGCAGAUCAUUCAGGGGAGGAGCUCUCUUUAAGUAAUGCAAGUGAAAUUGAAACCGAAUGGGUUGAACAGGACGAAGCCGGUGUUUACAUCACAAUCAGAGCUUUACCGGAUGGAACUCGGGAGCUUAGACGGGUUCGCUUCAGCCGAGAGAAGUUUGGGGAAACGAAUGCAAGAUUGUGGUGGGAGCAGAACAGAGCUCGGAUACAACAACAAUACUUAUGAUGAUGAUGAUAUCUAGAGAGGGAUCUGGACACAGGAGGAAAACAAAACACUUCUUUUUUAAUACUAUGUUUUUACUACUCGGAUUAAAGCAACAGAUUAAUGGAAGUAACUUCGGUUUCAGAUAAUGCAUGUACCCACCAAUUUAGUUGGUGGUUGUUAGUAGUUCUCUUUCUUAUUCUUUUUUCAUUUACAUCUUCUCUAUAAAGAGGAGUAUUAGUUUUUACUCUUUCAGUGGAUAUUUUUCUUGGUUUUAAAAGGGUAAUUAAUGUAUAGAAAAGUCCAA